Messenger RNA from Rotaria sp. Silwood2, 2169 nucleotides. NCBI's taxonomy places the organism in Eukaryota, Metazoa, Rotifera, Eurotatoria, Philodinida, Philodinidae. The record is from the annotation of a GenBank genome assembly.
UGGAGUUUCAUUUGGUAUAAAAUUAGUUGUGUUAGCUAUUUGAAAUAAUAGUGUUACUCCCUGGAAUGAUAUUUUUACCAAUCCUGUGUAGCGUGGCCCACCGGUGGACCACAUCGCCUCGAAUGUGUUAAAUAAAAAAAUACUAUAAGAUAAUCUAAAGGUUUUGAUAAACAAAUAAAAAAGUCAUGAGUUGUUUAUGCAUAUAAUCGAGUGUUUCUUUGAAUAAUAUGAUUUUUUUAAAAACAUAGUUUCUUUCUGGAUUCGAGGUUUCUAUCAGCAAUGAUUCGAUGAAAUUCGAUACAAACUUAUGUCAAUAGCGCGAUUGUUACAGAGUUUACUGUGUCGGAAUAUCUUUAUUUUUUGUUCAAUAUUGUUUUGUUAUUUGUAUAGGAUAGUUCAGCUCUUUAAUCAUUGCUGAACGAUGAAUAACAUAAACAUAACAUAUUAUUCUUGUGAAAAAUCAAUAAUACAGACAAAGAUUAUUAAUAUCGUCAACAAUUAAUAGGAAGAUAUUUUUUGUCUCAUUUUCAAAUUAUAUAUUGUGGAAAUGCGCCUUCUUUAUUUUGACAAGUAUACUUAAUUUUCUAAUUUUAUAACUUACAUUCACAUAUUUAAUCAAUAAUUUAAUUGUUUUGUAUUAUUUUGGUUAUGCAAUUGAUCAACAUGCUUUUUCAAUUGUUAGUGGUACUAGAAGCUGCAAUACUCUUAAGUGGUUUAUUCUUUACAAAAGUAAUGAUCGUUCACUAAAUUUUUAUUUAGCAGAGUCGGAGACAAUUUUAAGAACCAUACGUUUACAUUUUAUUGAAGAUGACAGAAUAAUUUAUUUUCCACGAUCUGAUUCUAAUCUUUUCAUGAUUAAUUAAUAUAAUUUCGAAAUUUUGAAGUUCAUUUCGAAUAGUCUUUAAAAACUGUAUUGUCUGCUAAUAUUGGAAAAUCAAAAGAAAAAACAAAAAAAAUAUUCUCUUCAAAUGAAUCUUGUUAUAAUUUAAAAGUAGAAUCUGUUGUGUUCGAAAAUUAAUUAUUGUAUAAGAAUGUUUGUAUUGCCUAGAAUUAAAGAAUACUCAAAUAUAUUUUUUUUUAUAGUUGAAAAAAAUUGAUCAUCAUUUUAUUGCUGCAAAAUACCAUCCCGAAAUGCCUGAAAGAGUACGCAAAAUCUUAGAACAAGUCGGUGAUCAUCCAGUUCUCAAAAUUCAACUUGGUCGUACACCGGUCGAAGCUGUCUUACUUCUUUUUCUUAAUAUUCUCAGUUCUUGGAAAUUUGCUAAUAAACAAAUUGAACUUGGUUAUGACGAAAUUUAUCACAAUUAUUUACUUAUUACUAUUCAGAACGAAAAAAAACUAAAUAUAUUACAAACAAUGGUUGAAUCUUCGAAAAAUACUGUUGGUAGUACAGUGUACAAACUUGAAAAAGCUCAUCGUGUUCGUCUCAUGAAACCAGUAUUUCCUACUGAAUUUGUCGAUAUAUAUAAUAUUCCACUUACGCCUAAUAAAACAUUUACCUUAAAUCGAUUGAUAACUACAGCAUCAAACAUAGACAAACAUUUUUAUACAUACGAUGCUGCCAAUAACAAUAUGUGUCAAACAUUUGUGGAAAAUAUAGUUGAUAUUAAUGGUUUAACAUUAAAUAUUGUUGAUAAUACAACACGAAUAGCUCUUAAACCACAAGAUGCUAAAGCACUCGUUGCUACACUGGGUAGUCGAAGGGAUAUUGUUAAACGUAUUACAGAUCUAGGUGGUACAUUGGAUAAAUGGGUAUUUGAUCAUAAAAUUAAAUGGAAAAAACCACCGGUAAAAGAAUUUGUACUUAUUGGCAACAUGCAUGUUAAAGCAAAAAAUGAUUUCACAAAUAACAAUACCGAUAAUAUUCAAAGGAGCAAUGUUGAUACUAUUGUUGUAAAUGGAAUGACAGAUACUAUCAUCGAAAAUGUUGAUGAUGCAUUUAAUGCUGUUGUUGCACUUGAGGAAGAUGAAAAGAAAUCAAAACAAAAUCAAUUGACUAUCAUUAUUUCUAGUAUUCUAUUCGUCAUUUUACUAAGUGUUGGUGCUGCCACUGUUACUUUUUUCAUAUGGUACAAAAAGAAAAGUAUGUUUGACUAUUUUGUCGUUCCAUAUAAAUUUUUUGAAAAUUCCUUUUCGAUAAAUAAAUUUUGUCAAUUAUUUUAUUCAUAA